GCGGAGGUCGGGCCAACCGUAAUUGGCAAAAGCCUUAAAAAUCCAAACUGUCAUGCCGGACGAACGAAAGUAAAGCCAGUUACGACGUUCGUAAUUAGUGGAUUUUGUGCGUUCACGUAAAAUUAUCGUCUAGCAUCGGCGCGAAAAAGUGGGAUGCUAUGAAACUAAGCGGCACCAUCAUCGCCAAAGGUCUGGAAAUGCCGAAGACUCUUUUAAAUGGGAUUUCAAUGGUCGAGUCGGUUGAAGUGGAUGGCACACCGAUGGUCCCGAUGGUUCACGUUCUUCAAGACCACCUUAGCAAUAGUUUGCAGGAGAAGAAUAUGACGAUUAAAGAGGAGCGUUACUCGUGCGACUUCGAUCAUAUGUACACAAGCACCAACAUCCACGACAAUGGAGAAGUGCGGCACAUCAAAGCUAUGUCCCUCCUGCACCUCGACGUCAUCCAACACCAGUCCGAGGAACUUGUCAGAAAGGACAAAAUCAUAUCUGCACUCAAGAUGGAGAAUGAAAUGCUUCAACAAAGAGUCGAGCGCAUGGAGAGACGGGUCAGUCUGAACCACAAAGCCAAAGUACCAGAAGUUGUCCCGACGACAACAGGGUCUGCGUGCUCUCCGAACGAAACAGCAGAAGUGUCUCCUCCCGUUGCCACCCCGUCAGCUCAGCUCACCGUGUCUCCUGCGUCCUCAAACCUGCAGGCUGCUGUCCUCGAAAAGACUUUGAUGAAGACUGAGGACACGACGCAGCAGCCGCUGAGUCCUCGCGCCAUCAGCGCGAAAGGCUGCGCGACACCUCAGGCAACUCAGCAAGCGGUGAAAACGUCUGCAGUGACGCAGGAGAGACCUACUCGGAGUUGUCGCAAUUCAACUGUGGCAACGGCUGAAGGCAGCCCUGCUAAACGUCCCGCGCAAAGUGGCGAAUCUGCAAUGAAGUCUGCUGAGAAUACAGAAAUGCUGGCAAGACGGUCAAAACCGUGCUUGACGAGAAGAAAAGCUAGCGAAUCGACAGAGGGCUCAACCGCAAAGACACGGAGCGCGCCCAUAGCCACGAAAAAGAGACUGUAUGUGCCAGGCACACCUGAUAUGAGUCUGUGGGACAUCAUAAAUAGUCCAGAGAAGAAGGUUAAAAGCGAAAAAGUCGUAAAUAAUAACAGCACAACGAAUCAGCCGCAGGAAUUAAGCCAAAUUGAACUAGAGGUUCCGACGUGGAGGAUAAAACACUACACAAGCUGCUACUCAAUGGAAGGCACAGAAAAUCUUGACGACGAGGUGUUCUUGAAAAGACACCAGCGUCUCGAGCUUGAUGAAAAGAGAAGAAAAAGGUGGGACAUCCAGAGAUUGAGAGAACAGCGCCAGUACGAAAAGCUCAAACAAAAGCAAUUUUCUCAAAUACAAGCUGCACCCAUCCCGACCAAUAGAAGGUCGAAGCAGGCGAGCAAAGAGGCGCCAACUGUCCAGGAACCAGAGGCCCUUUGGCCAAGCAUCGAAAGUAUUCAGUUCAUUGAAGUCACAAAAUAUUUACCUUUGGUUGCAUUUGGCUCUCCUGUACCGCACAUAACUGCAAGUGAUUUUGAGCUCCCAUGGAGCUUCAGAGAGCCAGAGCAAAAAGAGGAGGACGACAAGCCAAAGCGCAGAAGGUCAGCAUUCGCAUCGACCUUGUCAGCUACCCCUUCCCCGCAGCCUGCCAAUACAAGGCAAAGGGCUGUUUCUUCCCCCUCAACGUCAGCUGUGAACUUGCGAAGCAGCAGACGCAGUACAACUGCUGUCAUGGCACCUGAACCAAGAAGAACUUCAAGAAGGCGAUGAAGCACGGUGGUAUAAAUUUUAAAAAACACGAAAUGUUCUUGCCUUAAAACCAUUCUUUGUGAGGUGAUCACUUUUCAAUUUGGCGUGGAUACGUGUUGUUAUUUUCAAGUCAUGAAUUACAUGGAAAAUUAAUGUGAUUUUAGUUGCUGUGUCAAAAUUGCAGUUCGGGACGUUGGAAUUUAUUUUGAUUUGGCAUUGGCUGGACUAAAUUUUGCAUGCUGUAUCUAAGGUCUCUAAGACCUAUAGAAAUUUUAUUUUAUUCGCAAAAUCCAGCCAUGCCUGCUGUUUAAAUAUUUAUUUGGUGCUUGAAAAGUUUAUUUUUGUUGUUACUACGCACUCUCUUGUUUAAGAGGGAUAAAAGGGAAAGAUAUUUCGUGUGAAAUCACGUUUUUUAGUUUUUCCAUGUAUAACAUGGCAUUGGAAAUAGUCACAUGGUUUGAUUUGCCGUCAAAAGGCGGUGCAAAUUGAAAAUGUCCAGUGAAAGACUCACACGGGCCAUGAGUCUCGUUGCGAGCAGAGAGGUCUAGCAGGUUUUAAGUUUCUUUCCCGACCAUUGCAUUGAUAUUCAGCCACCUAGAGGCAGUCAGCACUUUUAGCUGCUUUGGUUCUGAUCUGUUAGCAUCAUUAUAAAAUAGAAUUGCAUAACAUAACACAGGCCAUGUACCGGACCUUCAGAGCCACUUUUUGGCCAGUCUCUGCUCUCUUGGGCAUUCCAGCUAACGCGAGGUUCACAGAAUCAUGGCCGCAGUACAAUCACCCUAAUCAGAAAAUAAGUCAUUGCGGAGCAUUAGCGGAAAUGCCAAGCAGUUUUACUGUUAUUCUGUGAUCAAGUUCUGUAUAACGUCUUUAGGAGUUUCCAUAGUUGUACAUUUCAAUGGUGUCAAAAAUAGGCUUUUAAUUAUUUAUUGCCAAAUCUUUAAUUUUUGGUCAACCCCCACCCUAUCAGUGUGUUUAAUAGGAAAGAUGCUGGUUUUAGAUUAAAAAGAGACAACCAUGUACAAAGUUUA
Molecule: messenger RNA, 2809 nt
Organism: Cloeon dipterum
Lineage: Eukaryota; Metazoa; Arthropoda; Insecta; Ephemeroptera; Baetidae
Product: male-specific lethal 1-like 1
Exons: 8
Coding region: 159-1802 (547 amino acids)
Cellular component (GO): MSL complex
Molecular function (GO): chromatin binding
Source: RefSeq, a predicted model, not a curated record